Molecule: messenger RNA, 1045 nt
Organism: Salvelinus namaycush (lake trout)
Lineage: Eukaryota; Metazoa; Chordata; Actinopteri; Salmoniformes; Salmonidae
Gene: fam131c
Product: family with sequence similarity 131 member C
Exons: 6
Coding region: 1-633 (210 amino acids)
Source: RefSeq, a predicted model, not a curated record
AUGGGUGCCUGCCUAUGCAAAGGUCACAAAGAGCUCCAGAGUGCUCCCCAGCAUCCCAUGGAGGUGCUGCAAUCCCAGCCUGUCAAGGGCGGCCACGCUCCAUCCAACGGCAAUAUGUCAGAGAAGAAGAGCAGCAGUAGUUAUGACAUUGGGGAGUUGGCCACUUCCUCCCUGAUGGGACUGGUGGCGAUGAUCAAGGAGCACAUCACCAAGCCCACGGCCAUGGCCCAGGGGCGUGUUGCACACCUCAUAGAGUGGAAUGGCUGGGGGGGCGGGUGUGAAAGAGGAGGCGACUUGCAGGAAGAUGAGCAGCUCUAUUCCCACCUGACCAACGAGAUCAAGGAGGCCCGUUUUGCCGCAGGAGUAGCAGAGCAAUUUGCAUUGGCUGAAACGGCCAUGAAUGUCUGGUCGAUGUACGAAGGUCCAGAACAGCUAUCCUCCAGCUUAGACCCUCUGCAAGACAGCCACUUCAUGUCUCACUUUCUGUUAGACGUUGGCAGCGUUGGGCUCCCUCAGCAGCUCUACAGUAUCCACACAAAGGCCAACAACAACUACGAUGCUGGCUACCUGGGGCCUCCACCUCCCAGUCUUUUCUGUUUCCCCCAUAUCUCCCCCCUCUCAGCCAGACAGUGAGCGGCGCCCCCCAGAGGACGGGAGGACUGGAGCUUCAGAGGCCACCACCGUUCAACACGUAGACAGCAGUUCCCUAUAUGAGGAUUAAGUUUUUUUACAACUAUCAGAACAGAAGAGAAGACACUGUUUGGGGGACACUUCCAUCCCCACCUUUAAAAACGGAGAUGAAACAGAAGCACUAAUUUUGGACCGGUAACUGAUCAAAAUUCAUGUAAUCUAAAACACAAAAUGAGGAAGAGUUCUCAGAAAGGAGAGGAAUAAGGAAUUGGGACGUAGACAUAUCUGAGUGAGACUUUUUAUUUUCAGUUUAAAUGUACAGUUUUUAGACACAGAUACAGUGUACGUAGAACCACCUGUAGCCUUUGAGAAACUUUUUUGAAUGUACAACAUUGUAAAUUGUCAAAUCAUGUGA